AUGGAGUACUGUGAGCUGAGACUGGAGCUAGAUGAUGAAGAGGAGGGCGUGGCUCAUCGCGUCUCAGAUUCGCCCCCGUGUGGCGAGUACAGUAACCGCGUGCAGGAGGACGGCAUGUGCCGCCUGGUGGCCACGCUACCGCAGAGCGACGAGGGCCAGCGCUGUCCCGACAUGUUCCGCUGCUCGGACGAGGUUGCCGUCUGGCUGCGCGAGAACGAGGAGCGCAAGCAGAACAUUCUGGCGCUCAAGGAGACCGUCUCGGAACUCCAGGAGGAGCUACGGAACCACAGGCACCGCCUCAAAGUUCUGGAACUACAGAAUGAGGAGCGUAACCGUGGUAACGUGUCCCUGGAGCAGCGGGUGCGAGAGCUCGAGGGCCAGUUUGUAGCCGCAUCGUCACUACUCCACCUCCAGGGGGAGCUGCUGAGAGAACUACGAGUACAGGUGGGUAAUUUGAGUGUGCAGGUGGAUACAGUUCGCCGGAACCCUGGCUGCAUGAUCAACAUCGUCAAAACCAACACACACACCACUGCCCAGGAAGCCCUGCACCCAGAGGUGCAGCAUGUUAGGAAUUGUCCCAUAGACUGCGCCUCCAUCUUUUAUAAUGGCGUGCGGCGUUCCGGAAUCUUCACGGUGGUUCCAUCGCUAGGGGCGAGGCCAGUGGAGGUCUACUGUGACAUGGACACCGAUGGUGGUGGUUGGACAGUGAUCCAGCGUCGCGUGGACGGCUCUGUGAGUUUCGACCGCGGUUGGCGUGAGUACACGGACGGCUUUGGCGACCUGCACGGGGAGUAUUGGCUGGGGAACUCGCACAUCCACGACCUCUCCAGCCAGGGGGACUACACACUGCGCAUAGACCUGGAGGACUGGAGCGGACAACACAAAUAUGCACUCUACCAGAGCUUCAGUGUUGAAGACGAGGCUACGCAGUUUCGUCUGCACGUGUCAGGCUUUAGCGGUACAGUGGAGGACUCGUUCAGCUGGUACCAUGACAAGCAGGCCUUCAGCACCCCCGAUACAGGCAGCGUCUGUGCAGAGAUCUCACACGCUGGCUGGUGGUUUAACCAGUGCUACUACGCUAACCUCAACGGACUGUACUACAAGGGAGGUCGGUACUCUCCUCGUACGAAGAACCCACUGGGCCCCGACGGCAUCGUCUGGUUCACCUGGAGGGACUCUGACUACUACUCGCUACGCAAGACGGCCAUGAUGAUACGACCUCGCACGUUUAGACCUCACCUGAGUCCAUAACACACACACACACACACUUAGAUGUCACCACAGCUCACCAAACACACACACACACACACGAGUGUUGUUCAGGGCGGUAAAGUGUGACUGAGGUCCCCAUGGAUAUAGGAGGGCCCGGCCCACACAGUC
Engraulis encrasicolus (European anchovy) is the source of this 1380-nucleotide messenger RNA. Its product is annotated as fibrinogen-like protein 1. The record is from RefSeq and is a predicted model, not a curated record. The coding region runs from base 1 to 1251 and encodes 416 amino acids. The transcript is spliced from 8 exons. NCBI's taxonomy places the organism in Eukaryota, Metazoa, Chordata, Actinopteri, Clupeiformes, Engraulidae.